Messenger RNA from Coturnix japonica (Japanese quail), 2254 nucleotides. It is a transcript of the gene MSTN, whose product is annotated as myostatin. Gene Ontology annotation, molecular function: growth factor activity; cytokine activity. Gene Ontology annotation, cellular component: extracellular region. The record is from RefSeq and is a predicted model, not a curated record. Lineage: Eukaryota; Metazoa; Chordata; Aves; Galliformes; Phasianidae.
CUUGGCAUAUAAAAGGCACACCAGUGUGGCAAGCCGUCUCUCAGAUUGCAUUUGCUUUCACGGAUCUGUUUGGAACUGAAAGAAAAAGGGAAAGAGGGAGAGGGAAAAAAAACAACAAAAAAAAGAAAAAAGCUGCAGUGACUGUAAGAUCAUGCAAAAAAUAGUAGUCUAUGUUUAUAUUUACCUGUUCGUGCAGAUAUCUGUUGAUCCGGUGGCUCUCGAUGGCAGUAGUCAGCCCACAGAGAACACUGAAAAAGACGGACUGUGCAAUGCUUGUACGUGGAGACAGAACACAAAAUCCUCCAGAAUAGAAGCCAUAAAAAUUCAAAUCCUCAGCAAACUGCGCCUGGAACAAGCACCUAACAUUAGCAGGGACGUUAUUAAACAACUUCUACCCAAAGCUCCUCCACUGCAGGAACUGAUUGAUCAGUACGACGUCCAGAGAGAUGACAGUAGCGAUGGCUCUUUGGAAGAUGAUGACUAUCAUGCCACAACCGAAACGAUUAUCACAAUGCCUACGGAGUCUGAUUUUCUUGUACAAAUGGAGGGAAAACCAAAAUGUUGCUUCUUUAAGUUUAGCUCUAAGAUACAAUAUAACAAAGUAGUAAAGGCACAAUUAUGGAUAUACUUGAGGCAAGUCCAAAAACCUACAACGGUGUUUGUGCAGAUCCUGAGACUCAUUAAACCCAUGAAAGACGGUACAAGAUAUACUGGAAUUCGAUCUUUGAAACUUGACAUGAACCCAGGCAAUGGUAUCUGGCAGAGUAUUGAUGUGAAGACAGUCUUGCAAAAUUGGCUCAAACAGCCUGAAUCCAACUUAGGCAUCGAAAUAAAAGCUUUUGAUGAGAAUGGACGAGAUCUUGCUGUAACAUUCCCAGGACCAGGUGAAGACGGAUUGAACCCAUUUUUAGAGGUCAGAGUUACAGAUACACCAAAACGGUCCCGCAGAGAUUUUGGCCUUGACUGUGAUGAGCACUCAACAGAAUCUCGAUGUUGUCGCUACCCCUUGACGGUGGAUUUUGAAGCUUUUGGAUGGGACUGGAUUAUAGCGCCUAAAAGAUACAAAGCAAAUUACUGCUCUGGAGAAUGCGAAUUUGUAUUUCUACAGAAAUACCCUCACACUCACCUGGUGCACCAAGCAAAUCCAAGAGGUUCAGCAGGCCCUUGCUGCACACCCACCAAGAUGUCCCCUAUAAAUAUGCUGUAUUUCAAUGGAAAAGAACAAAUAAUAUAUGGAAAGAUACCAGCUAUGGUUGUAGAUCGUUGCGGGUGCUCAUGAGACCAUCGUGAGAUCCACCACUUCGUAAAUUGUGGAAGCCACCAAAAUAAAAAAGCUAUAUUCCCUCACCCAUUUUUGAAACUGUGAACUUACGUACACUAGGCAUUGCCAACAUCCUUAUACUGUACAACUGUACAGACCACAUUAAGCACAAUACAAGCUGCAGAAUGUGAACUUGAAGACAGUAGAGUUACCUAAGGGCUGGCUUUGAAACAAUGGACAAAGAAGCUACAAUCAAAAUCGCCGGAUUUAACCAAUGAGUUUCUUACAUUGUGAGGGAACCAAUAUUCAAUGAUUCAGACACAAAUUUAUAUGCAGUUUUCAACUUAUGCUGGUAAUGAAAAGUAAACUCCUUCUCUUCUGAGGACAGAAGGAGCAGGCUAUUAAAUCAACUUCUUUACAGCUUCACUUAAUGUUGUAUUCACAGAAAAAUAUAUACCGGUAACAUAUACACCACUUCGCAAUACCACCAAAAUCGUCCUUGAACACUUGAAUAUAUAGUGCAGAGUUGUGAUAAGAUGAAAUUCCACUUAAAUGGACAAAUCCUGAAGUUAGGGAUGGUGUAGUGUAUUUAGUGUGUUUCCAUUCCUUAUUUUCAUUAGUAUGUUAGUAAUUAAUGGCAAUGGUGCUACGUAAGCAGGCUGAGUAAAUAGAUAGUUAUCUAAGUGAAAGAAUUUAGAGUAAUAAUGAAUUUGCCCUAUCCUCAGGUACACUACUCAACAUUCGCAAGAAAAAGAUUUUUAAGGGAAGGUGAAUAGAUUUCUAAAUGAGGUCAAAGAAGAUACAGUACGGAAGUCUAACAUUCAAACCAUAAUCCCACACUGUAAUCUGCCUUCGCAACAUUACCGUUUGCACUAUAAUAAGCCAAUGCAAAUAGUUGGUUGCUACAGAUAUUGUUAAAAAAACCACUUUGAUAUAACUGACUUGUGUAAUAUGUAUGCAUCAAUAUUUUGUAAAUAAAUGUUUAUUUUUUAA